Molecule: messenger RNA, 3332 nt
Organism: Stegastes partitus (bicolor damselfish)
Lineage: Eukaryota; Metazoa; Chordata; Actinopteri; Pomacentridae
Gene: emp2
Product: epithelial membrane protein 2
Exons: 6
Coding region: 416-913 (165 amino acids)
Cellular component (GO): plasma membrane
Source: RefSeq, a predicted model, not a curated record
CUUUUUUCCCUAGUGAGAGCUCCAGCUGCCGCUUUGCCACAGUUGGAGGCUGUUUUCAUUGAAAUAUUUUCAUGUUUUUGGGCCCCAAAAAUCCAUCUUUUUCACCUCCAUAUCUGGAACUCCCCUCAGAUCUGUUCUCUUCUUGGUCCAAACUCCAAAAUUUUAAAUCUAAACACCUCUCCCAGGCCUGCCUUCAGGAGGAGUCCCUGUUUUCCUUCACCCAGACUCUUUUCAUGUGAGAGACCUCGAUCGGCUCCUGACCAUCAGCCUGCAGCUCCACCUGUCUGACAACUGGCAGAAACACAGAGACCCAGUAAAGAAGCAACAACGCACAUCUGCAAAUUGAGGUCUGUGAAGGCGUUUCACUGGUCUGACUGAGGGGCGACCGCCAGCUAGCCUGACCAAAGGGGCAGCCAUGUUGAUCAUCUUAGCCUUCAUCAUCCUCUUCCAUCUGGCUGCAGCCAUCCUGCUCUUCGUCGCCACCAUUCACAAUGCGUGGUGGGUGGUGUCGCCAGCCGGGCGUGAUGUGAUCUACACCGACUUGUGGUACUCCUGCAACGCCACCUGCUACCCAGUUGAGAACAGCCACACUGCUAUAGCAGCCUAUCUGCAGGCGGUCCAGGCCACUAUGAUCCUGGCCACGAUUUUGUGCUGCGUCAGCUUCUUUGUCUUCAUCCUUCAGCUCUUCAGGAUCAAACAGGGAGAGAGAUUCAUUUUCACAGCACUUAUCCAGCUAUUGGCAUCUCUAUGUGUGAUGAUUGCGGCGUCCAUCUACACGGCCCAGAAACACAGCUUUCACGUGUCCAGCCUCCAGGAAGGCUCCUACGGCUCCUCUUACAUCCUGGCCUGGAUCAGCUUCCCCAUGACCCUCGUUAGCGGCCUCAUGUACCUGGUGCUCAGGAAACGCAAAUAAACAGAUUAUUCAAAUACGUAAAAUAGGAAUUUGGAUACAUAUGCAUACAAGCAAGCAAUUUUCCCCCCCCAGAGAAACCUCGCUUUCUAACCCUUAGAUGUUUGAAGUAUUAGAAUUGGGGAAAUCCACUACAAAUACUGCAUAAUUUCAAUUUACAGGUUCAGAAUCAGAAUAUACCCAUAUCAAAAAUCCGGCAAUGCACGUCAAACCAGAUUGGUCACAUGGCCCUUGUUCUUCCUGAUGGUAUAUUGUUCUUACUGAAUGUGGCAUAGAUUUGUGAGGACAAGUGCCUCACAAACUUGGCUGGAUCACAAAAAACACCUUAUUGUCCAUGUAUUAUAGCAACUGAAAAUAUUGAUGGAAACAUUUAAGGUGAGAAAUACAUCACAUUUUAAUUUGAUUAGCAGUGCCUCUUUAAAAAAAAAAUGCUUUCACCCGCUCGAUAUACUGUGCAGGUGAGCUUCAUUUCAAAAUACUCAAAUGCACUUCCCUGUGCAUCACUGCUUCUUUGUUGCAUUUAGUAAGAACAAACCUUCACCAUCAUAUUUUCCCCUCAGCAUAAACUCAACAACUGAACUCUUUUCCAACACGCUGACCCUCCUCUUGUAUCAUCGUCUCCUACUUCCUACCAAGAAUUUUCACCACGACAGAUUUGGAGAUUUGUCUGACUGGACACAACCUCUGGACUUUCGAAAUGGUCCAAUUUAUUUUUUUUUUCUGUGAGCAGAAUUGAUUGUGUACAUAUUUGCUGUGUAUGUAUAGUUGAGGUAAGACUCAAACAUUAAAAAAUUAUAAAAACAAAAAUAAAGAAACCUAUGUUAACCAUAGCAGACAGGAAGUGUAGUUGAAGUAUAACAUGUAGGAUUUUUAACCCUUUUUUUGUUUGUAUUCUUAUGUUACUGACUUGUGUUUUAAUGGUGAGAAAGGAACCAAUGAUGUGCUGUGAUAUUUGGGAUUUUAAAAUUUCAGAGUAGAAACAACUUGAAAUAAGAAUGAACAUUUCUUUGUUACUGCCUGCAGCUUCCCUGCAAAAAAAAAAGAAAGAAAAAAAGUCUAUUUAUUGUUUAAAACCACUGUUUUGUUUGUGUUUUAGCAUCAUGUGACUGAAGAUGCAUAAAGAAAGUCUUGUCAUGUUUCUUUCCCUCGCUGGCCAGGCUACUGUUUGGUCCAUCACUGGGACAACAACUCCAUGCACACAGUCGCUGUCGUUAAAAACAAUAAAUUUGGUACUGUAUUAUACCUGCUACCAAUUCCCAGAUUUAUUUCUCACAACAGCCUUUAGCUCAACGUUGGUUCGUGUUGGUUUUGGGGUUAACUGGGUUCUGGGUUGACUCGUGAUCGAAACGGAUGGAAUUUUGGACCACGGAGCCUCGACAGUAAUGAAGAUUCAGGGAAAAGAAAUGGAAGUGAAGUGAUUUUUUUUGCUCUGCUAUCUCAAACUGAUACUUGAAAAUGAACAAAACAACAUGUUAGAGGCCAAGAUUGUGAUGUUUGUGAUUCAUACCUUUUUUUUUCUUUUCUAAAGUUGUCAUCUUAAGAGUAUUUCACUAAUUAACAAGCCUCCUGUUUGCAAUUAAGUUUUCAUCCCAAAAUUUGAGAUCAAAAGUCAGCUGUAAAUCUUUUUUUUUUUCAAUAUGCAAAUGUUGAAUUUAAAUUGUGUGUACGUUCACUUGCAGAUAUUCAACAGAAACCACAGCAAUCUGUCUUAAGAGAUGACGACAUAGAGCAUUUUUUGUGUGUUUUAUAUAAUUGUAGAUGUAUUAGAGGGUAGUCAUGUGUAGAGUUAUAUGAAUAAUCAAAUAAUCAUGACAUGUUGAAGCCAAAACUGUAUUUAUAUGGAUUUGUGUUUUUGCAGUUGAAAUAUUUCUAAUGCUUACUUAAGUAUUAAUUCCACAUUGAUUGAGAGUGUCAUGUCGCUCUUCAAUGUUUUGUCAAUGUUUUCAGAACUUAAAUUAAACAACAGUUCAUUUUACUGCAUUUGAAGGUUUUUUUUUUUUUGUUAGCAUUGAGACAUUCUUGCAUUUUCUGCAUUUUACUGGCUCCUCUGCUUUUAUUGUUUUUAUUUUUUGGACAUUAAAUUACAACGUGCUAUUUAUUUUGACCUCUGUUGCAACAUCAACGGCAGCUUCUGUAAUUCGUAAGAUGUUCCCAUGCAUCAAGCUGAACUGUUUGUCUGCUACUGACACCCAGUGGACUGCACCAUGGUUUCAGGUUACAGAUUAAAGCUCCUGUAAAGCUCUCCUGAAAAGAAUGAAUGUGUUUCUGCAAAUCUCAGAGCAGCAUAUUGGUCAAAUAUCCAACAGAUUCAGGAACAAAGACUCAUCUCUCAUAGGUGCUUAUUUUAUUUUAUUUCAUUUUUUUUCUCCUGUUGCCCCUCACUUAUUGGACGUAGAUCUCAAUAAACAUAUUUUACAAUAAA